Sporisorium graminicola is the source of this 561-nucleotide messenger RNA. RefSeq lists its product as uncharacterized. Gene Ontology annotation, molecular function: protein tyrosine phosphatase activity. The record is from RefSeq and is a predicted model, not a curated record. The transcript is spliced from 2 exons. Lineage: Eukaryota; Fungi; Basidiomycota; Ustilaginomycetes; Ustilaginales; Ustilaginaceae. Gene Ontology annotation, cellular component: nucleus; cytoplasm. Bases 1 to 561 code for a protein of 186 amino acids.
AUGGUGCCGUUUCAUCAGCCACUUCCAUCACGAGCCCGAAUGCAUACACCGACGAUGACGCCCGCAGAUGAACAUCCGAUCAACCAAGGCGACUGGUGGAAAAUUUACGGCGAGCCCACCACCAAGCCUGGCUCCAUCAGCGUCGACGAGCUCACCGCUUGGUAUGGCGAAAAGACGCCAGCCAAGGACUUUGUCGUUGUCGACGUGAGACGCUCCGACUGCGAUUACAUUCUGCCCGGAGCGAUCAACUUGCCAGCGCACACACUGCCUGCUACACUGCUCUCGCUCGUCCCGAUUCUGUCGACAAUCCCCAAGUUGAUCUUUCAUUGCAACUCGAGCAAAGGCAGAGGAACCAGGGCAGCAGGCUGGGUCGCAGACGCGCUUGUCAAGCUGCACACUCAGUCGGGCGCUUCUGAAGCACAGGCGCAGCAGAGUAUUGCACAGCAGGUGCUCAUCCUCACAGGCGGAAUCGUGGCGUGGACAGAAAAACACGGCAAACGACCGCUGGAGACGCGAGGUCAGCCUUGGGAUGGCAAGGAGCUGUCUGCUAUUCCACUCUGA